GCGUAAUGUAUCUCGGUAGGACACAAUUUUACUGUCAUAAUGGCCAGCAGCGCUAGUACAGGACUAUGCAUGAGGCACUGAAGCAGGAUUCACCCUCAGAUCCUUAUGGAUGCUAUGAGCCCCAGGGAUUCACAUUGCGUUUUUGCAUUUGUAAGAAGCUCUUUUGUUUUUUUGCUGCCAAGUAGCAGGACACUGACCCCUGCAGUAUGCUGACUCAGCAGCAGUCCCAGCGCACAGAGAUCCCAGCUUCAGAUUCAUCGGGUUCUUUUAAUAGAAGAAGACGGAAUUCCAUAUUUGUCACCGUGACUCUGCUCAUUAUAUCCACGCUAAUUUUAACGGUGGGUCUUGCUGCAACCACUAGAACAGAAAAUGUCACUGUGGGAGGCUACUAUCCCGGUGUAAUUCUCGGGUUUGGGUCCAUACUUGGAAUAAUAGGAUCCAAUUUAAUAGAGAACAAAAGACAGAUGCUUGUUGCAUCUAUAGUUUUUAUCAGCUUUGGAGUGAUUGCAGCUUUUUGUUGUGCAAUAGUGGAUGGUGUUUUUGCUGCCAGACAUCUAGAUCUCAGACCUAUCUAUGCAGGCAAAUGUCGAUACUAUAUCUCUGCAGACAGUGAACACACCACUGAGGUGACAUGUCAGAUUCCAGCUCGGGGCUCUUGCUUUUUGAAGAUAAAGAGCAACACAUGUUACUGCUGUGAGCUGUAUAACUGCGGGAGAAUCCCACCGUUCCUGCCAUUAGUUGUAUUGUGGAGACCCCACGCCCCAGAGUACAGUACAACACAAGACCACCAGUGCCGUCUUAUAAUACCUACUACCACAGCACCCCACACCUGCCACCUUACACUGCCUAUGACUUACAGCAUUCCAAUAUCUUUCCAGCUUCUACUCCUUCUGGCUUGUCAGAUGAUCCUAAUUCAUCAUCACAGUCUGGCCCCAGUUUCAUGUGGCCAUCUACUGCUCCCCCUCGUUACUCUCCACCGUAUUUCCCACCAGACGAGAAGCCACCACCUUACACGCCAUGACCUCCAUGGGCACAAGACCUUGUCUCCUCAGAAAUUUAGGACACAUGCCUGCCAAAAAAAUAUGAACUUUUAUGUCAGUACGGUACAUAUUUAGGUUCCUGUACCUAUGUGGACUGGAUGACUGGUAUUGCAUACAAUACAUGUGUAUAUAUAUGAGUGUGAGACACCUGGGAUGCAACCCUGACUUUUUCAAUUCUGCCAAAACCGAAAAUGUACAUGGUCAGCUUUACAUGGAAGUGCUGAGACAGGAAAGUUCAUUCAAUGGUGCACUCAUCUCAUUGGGGGUAAUUCAGACCUGAUCGUAGCAGCAAAUUUGUUAGCAGAUGGGCAAAACCAUGUGCACUUCAGGGGUGGAAGAUAUAACGUGCAGAGAGAGUUAGAUUUGGGUGGGUUAUUUUGUUUCUGUGCAGGGUAAAUACUGACUGCUUUAUUUUUACACUGCAAUUUAGAUUUCAGUUUAAAAACACCACAACCAAAUCUAACUCUGUCUGCACAUGUUAUAUCUGCCCUCCUUGCAGAGCAUAUGGUUUUGCCCAUCUGCUAACAAAUUUGCUGCUACGAUCAGGUCGGAAUUAGGCCCAUUGUCUCCUAGCAUGUGUGCUUCAUUUGUCGUUCAAUUGUAGUUUAUUUUUCUAUGUAUAGUGAUUACAAUUUUUUUUCCAUGGCUACCGUGUAAAAAAAUCCUAUCUGGCCAACACCACUGGCUCCAGAUGUCUUUGUUUCAUGCUUUUCCCAUUUAGAUCAAAGCACCAGCAAAGUAAAAGACACCAAGAAGAGAUUGGGGAUGAAAUAUCCAAGAUUUAGUUUCAGUGCAAUGGUCUAGUGUAGGCGGGAAGGUCUCUCGAGUUUUUUUUUUUUUUCAUUAGAUAAUGUAAACUUACAUGGAGGAAAUACUGUUUACAUCAUAAUCCAGGGAUUCUAUCACUGUAAUAUAAACCAAGCAAUGACUGGGGAAGUCUCAUUGUAUCAUGCAACAUUGGUACCUCUUAAUUGUACUAUAAGAUUGUGACGAUAUCGCUAUGUAUCAUAAAAUAAAGUCUGAUGUGCAACAACACUGUGAUCACCAAAAA
This is a messenger RNA of Pseudophryne corroboree (corroboree frog), 2091 nucleotides long. RefSeq names its product transmembrane protein 255A (gene TMEM255A). The coding region runs from base 207 to 1115 and encodes 302 amino acids. The record is from RefSeq and is a predicted model, not a curated record. Lineage: Eukaryota; Metazoa; Chordata; Amphibia; Anura; Myobatrachidae. The transcript is spliced from 8 exons.